This is a messenger RNA of Bradysia coprophila, 3313 nucleotides long. RefSeq names its product dyslexia-associated protein KIAA0319-like protein. Gene Ontology annotation, biological process: neuron migration. Gene Ontology annotation, cellular component: membrane; cytoplasmic vesicle. The record is from RefSeq and is a predicted model, not a curated record. Lineage: Eukaryota; Metazoa; Arthropoda; Insecta; Diptera; Sciaridae.
AAGUGUCAACCAACUAAAAGAAAACAUCAUUCAGAAAGCAUAUAAAAAAGUGUAGACGAAAUACUUAUUCGUACGUUUCAUCAACAAAAUAUCUAAUGGAACAAGCACAAGCUCAUUAAGCUAAGUCUCGGAAAAACAAAAAUUAAAUGUAACGAGAAGUGCCAUAGUGUAAAUUAAAUAAUUUUUCGGUUACGUGAAGCAAUUAUACUGUUAAACAUUACAUUCCAACAUUGGCGGAACAGAUUUUGCAUUAAAGCUAUGGAAUCGUCGCGAUAUUUUGUACAAGUAAUCGUGUCGAUGAUUUUCCUGACCAAUUGUUCGCAAGCAUUUGGAUUUAACAUUGAUGACAAUUGCCCCAGAAUUUUUCAUCAAGUGUUCAAUGGCUAUGCACCGCUUGGCAACAUAAACGCUGGAAAUUUCUCGGAAUAUCCAAAAAUUACGACAUUACUGCCCUGCAUUGCAAGCUGCUGUCAACAUAAUACAUGCAAUGUAGCAUUUAUUUUCAAUGAAACUUGCUAUCAAGUGCAGUGCUCCAGCAACGAUCUAUGCAUGCCAGCACGAAAGCUAAAUGUCACGACGAAAUUGCAAAUGGUCUUAGUGAAUCCGGUAACAGAUGGUGACUCGUGGAUGGACGUGUUAAAGGCCCAUGACUUCGAUGAUAUUCAAUUGGAGAAUCGAGUGAACCCACCGUAUUUCGAUAAAAUGAACUUGGCUGAUGCUCUUUAUGGUAGCAAUUACUUUGAGGGCUAUCCACCGUCCGGUCAGUAUGUUGAUGAUGGCGAUCUGCAAAUGGAUGAAUCUAAAAUUUACUCGGAAAUGGCACCCUGCCAAAUGGGACUAAAAAUGUGUCCAGUGAAUGAAAAAUGUGUGCAAUUGAUACCCCAAUCGAGGCAGGGAGUCUGCAAUUGCAUUCAAGGCUACGAACGAGAUGAGCGAGGUGUUUGCGUUAGUCUGAAGUUGGCAGAAAAUCUGAUUAUAAAAGAUUUGAACGGUGAAAGUGAGUCGGGAUCUGUGACGAAGUCGGAUUCAAGUGAAAAACCGUCCACAAACAAGUUGGUUGUAUCUGUGGUGUCGAAGACAGUGAGAUUGCCGGAAAAGGAAGCUACCCUGAUUGCGUACACAGUUCCGGAUGAACAGGCCAGCGGUGAUACGUAUAAAUAUCUAUGGUCACUGAUUACGCAGCCAAGUGAUGCAGUUAAUGGAACGAUGUCAGAUCAGACUAAAGACAAAAUUUUACUGUCCAAUCUAUCGGAGGGACUAUAUCGAUUUAAAGUGGUUGUUACCGGAAGUAUGCUGAAAGGAGAAGCUUAUGCGAAUGUAACUGUUCUGCCGGAGAAACGGAUUAACACUCCACCGCAAGUGAUCAUAACACCGCAACAGCAAACUUUAAAAUUGCCCACAAGCAAAGCUAUAUUGGAUGGUAGCACUUCCAAGGACGAUGACCAAAUCGUUAACUGGCACUGGGACUUGAUAUCUGGACCGAUUGGCUAUGAGCCGACAUUACCGGAAACUAGCACAUUACAAUUAUCCGAUCUAACUAGUCCCGGAAAUUAUACUUUCCGGCUAACUGUGACCGAUUCUGACAAAGCAAAAAAUUCAACAACAGCCACAAUUUCGUUGUUAAAGGCCAGCGAUUAUCCACCAGAAGCUAAUGCGGGCGCUGACGUCAUACUGUACUUGCCACACAAUAAUGUAACGCUAAACGGUUCUCAGAGCACAGAUGAUAGGGAAAUUGUCGCGUGGGAAUGGACCAAAGAUGCUAGCGAUGUGUCCAAAGCGGUUGACAUGCAAAAUACACGCACUCCAUAUUUGGAGCUGUCCAAUCUUGAGGAGGGAAUUUACGCAUUUGAACUGAAAGUAACCGAUGCUAGUAACCAGUCGAGUACCGCCAAAGUGCACGUUUUUGUCAAAGCACCAACCAAUUUACCGCCGGUCGCAAAUGCUGGACAAAAUUCCACCAUCAAUUUGCCUCAGACGUGGGCCGUUUUGAAUGGCUCACAGUCAACGGAUGACAUCAAAAUCAUUCAAUAUCUUUGGAAGCUGGUGUCUGGUCCGACAGUGGUAACCAUAUUGAAUUCAAAUGCAUCCAUUGCCAAUGCCACAGGCAUGACCAUCGGAAGCUAUUCGUUUGAAUUAAGCGUGAUCGACGAAAACAAGAACAACGCAAGUGAUAAAGUGACAGUGACCGUUAUUCAAGAAAAGAACGCGCCACCAGUCAGCAAUGCCGGUGGUGAUCAGAGUUUAACACUUCCAAUAAGUGCAAUUUACCUAAAUGGUACAAAGUCUAGCGAUGAUUUGGGUAUCGUUCGGUAUACAUGGACUCGAGAUGGAAAUAGUUUAGCCAUCGGAAACGUUGUGGGAAACACGAGCUCCGAAGCUGUGCUAAUUAUUGUAGACGUUGUACCGGGUCGUUAUGUAUUUACACUUACAGUGGCGGAUGCUCAAGGGUUGACCAGUAGCGACACAGUCAGUAUAAUUGUUCAUCCGGAUCCGAUGGUCAUGAACAUGGUAGAAUUGACUUUAACCAUGGGUGUGUCAGUGUUGACACAACAAGAAAUUGAUUCGAUUCGCUCGAAAUUGAUGCUGUUGCUGGGUGACAAUACGAAGCUUCAUAUGAGGGAUCUGAAAAUGGAACAGAAAACUGGUGAAGCAGUUCUGGUGUUUUUCGUUGAACAAACGUCGGCCAACAGCGAAAAGAUUAUCAUGCCCGGACUGGAGGUGGAAAAAUUAUUGACCGACAGAUUUUGGAGAGACAGCAGCAUUCUAGGAACAUCAAUAUCUGAUGUUCGAACUAUGUUCUGCCAGAACAAGUGCUCUGGCCAUGGAGUGUGUAAUUCGGAAACGCGAGCGUGUAUGUGCGAUACAUUUUGGAUGCCCGACGUAUUCUAUUUUUGGGGAAUCGGUCCAGCCAAUUGUGAUUGGUCCAUCCUGUACGUCGUCAUAGGCGUGUUUCUCGGUUUUCUAUCCAUAUCUGGUUGUUGUUGGGGGCUGACCUGCAUGUGUAGACGAUCGAAGAAGCCAAGAACUCGAACGAAACCUCAGAAGUAUGCCCUGCUAGGCACACAAGAUGAUGAGAUUCCUUCGCUGACACGAGGAACAUCUCUAUCCGACUCGGAAACAGAUUCGGAUGUACUGUUUGAAAGUCGUUCCAAAUCGAAUGGUAUUUUACGCUCAAAUGGUUCGGUUAAAAAUGGCCAGUCCAAAUAUUCGGUAACGCGACUGGGGCGACGCAUUAAAACUUAAAUUUAUUUAAUAUUAUCCACACUAUUACGGCUGUUGAUCAAUCGGAUUGUAGGUUUUUAUUGCAAAAAAU